AUGCCUAUGGGCAUUGAUGGCAUCCGAUACGCGAACGGAAAUAUCUACUAUACUAACAUCUUCGCCAACCAGUUCUAUAAGAUGCCCGUUGACGCCGAAGGCAAGAAGACCGGAACCGCAACUCAGAUCUGGGGUAACCAAAUGGCGGAUGACAUGUAUGUUUCGCCAGAUGGUAUUGCUUAUGUCGCAGCCUCGAGCGGCAUUCAAAAGGUCACUGCAGAUGGCAAAGUUAGCACGGUGGCUUCGAUCAAGAGCGGGACUGCGGUUACCAUUAGUGCUGAUAAGAGUACGCUAUUUGUUGCGGGAAGCGACGGCGCCAUCUCUUCUUUCAAGGUUCCAGCGUAG
Didymosphaeria variabile is the source of this 345-nucleotide messenger RNA. RefSeq lists its product as uncharacterized. The record is from RefSeq and is a predicted model, not a curated record. The transcript has 2 exons. Bases 1 to 345 code for a protein of 114 amino acids. Lineage: Eukaryota; Fungi; Ascomycota; Dothideomycetes; Pleosporales; Didymosphaeriaceae.